CCAGUAUCUUCCUGGGCAAGAGAAGAGUUCAUAACGAGGUGCGGUGGAGGUUGUGGUGGUGGAGUAUUAGUAUCAAUUAUCAGAUAUGAGUAUUAUUCCUCGCUCCAGUGAAGUCACCCGAAAGACAAAUGAAACUGAUAUUAACCUUUCUUUGAACUUGGAUUCCAAAUUCGAUCAACAAAUUGAAAUCAAUACUGGUAUCGGUUUUCUGGAUCAUAUGUAUCAUGCUCUUGCUAAACAUGGUGGUUGGUCUUUGACUCUUCAUUGUAAAGGUGACUUGCAUAUUGAUGAUCAUCACACAGCUGAAGAUACUGCUAUUGCAUUGGGUAUGGCCUUCAAGAAAGCAUUAGGAACACCUAAAGGUAUUAAACGAUUCGGUUCAGCUUUUUGUCCUUUGGAUGAGGCUCUUGCACGUGCUGUUGUUGAUAUUUCUGGUCGUCCUUUUGCAGAUAUCAAUCUUGAUUUGAAACGGGAAAUGAUUGGUACUUUGUCCACUGAAAUGAUUCCUCAUGUAUUGACUUCUUUUGCUUUUGGUGCUGGUAUUACCUUGCAUGUCGAUGUAUUAAAGGGGUCCAAUGAUCAUCAUAAAUCUGAAUCUGCUUUCAAGGCUUUGGCUGUCGCUAUUCGUCAAGCUGUGGAACUUACUGGUACUAAUGAUGUACCAAGUACAAAGGGUGUAUUGUAGAUCUCUUUUUUUUUUAUAUACAACAUAUAGAUGCAUACUUUUUUUUUAUCCAUAGUUUAGUUAUUUCUUCAAUAAAACUUCAUCAUAUAUAUUGAUUUGGAUGAUGCAUAGUAGUGAUGAUGAUUUGAUAUUGAAUAUAAUUAAAAAAUAGUCAAAUAUAUAUUAGUAGAUCAACAAAUGAUAAAUAAACCAAAGUAAAAA
Messenger RNA from Halteromyces radiatus, 886 nucleotides. Its product is annotated as Imidazoleglycerol-phosphate dehydratase-domain-containing protein. Gene Ontology annotation, biological process: L-histidine biosynthetic process. Gene Ontology annotation, molecular function: imidazoleglycerol-phosphate dehydratase activity. The coding region runs from base 86 to 685 and encodes 199 amino acids. Lineage: Eukaryota; Fungi; Mucoromycota; Mucoromycetes; Mucorales; Cunninghamellaceae. The transcript is spliced from 5 exons. The record is from RefSeq and is a predicted model, not a curated record.